Messenger RNA from Acanthoscelides obtectus, 216 nucleotides. NCBI's taxonomy places the organism in Eukaryota, Metazoa, Arthropoda, Insecta, Coleoptera, Chrysomelidae. The record is from the annotation of a GenBank genome assembly.
AUGUUUUUUGUCUCACAACUGGCCAGUGACUAUCCACCAGGGACAGACUUGCCGCCCAACAUGACUCAUAUGGACGUGUUUAUGGCGCUGUUUAUGGUGUGUGCUUUGGAGGUCGUUAUGCUGAAGAUCAUGAUGUUUGGUGAAACUCAAGACCAAUCUGAAAAUAGUGAGGAGAGGUCUAUAGCAGACAGGUUCUUCGAUAGAGGAUUGUAUUAA